This is a messenger RNA of Sitodiplosis mosellana (orange wheat blossom midge), 1891 nucleotides long. Its product is annotated as fas apoptotic inhibitory molecule 1. Gene Ontology annotation, biological process: negative regulation of extrinsic apoptotic signaling pathway via death domain receptors; canonical NF-kappaB signal transduction; positive regulation of neurogenesis. Bases 977 to 1735 code for a protein of 252 amino acids. NCBI's taxonomy places the organism in Eukaryota, Metazoa, Arthropoda, Insecta, Diptera, Cecidomyiidae. The transcript has 7 exons. The record is from RefSeq and is a predicted model, not a curated record.
UAUGUACCUGUUGUAGACUUCAGUUUUCCAUUGUUACUAAUCGUUCACUGCAGUCAAACAAUAGCGAUUUGGUUCCAUAUAGAAAAUCGCUGUUACAUUGGCACUUUUGUUCCUCAAAUGGAUUACUAGUCCUUGAGGUACGAACAAAAUAAGCAAUGAACAAAACUAAUAACCAACACAAUUGUUUCAUUCUCUCACUCGCUUGCUCGCGCUAACACACUCACUCACACAGUUUCUAUCCACAAUGGUGCGCUCCAUGCGGUAGCCAGUGAGCGCGUGUUUUGUUUUGCUAGGCUUGUGUUUAUAUGGUAACUAAUGUAUUGGGCGCCCAGUUAUCAAUUCGAAUAAACCAGCGUCGAUUUGAAAGCGUCGCUUGGUAUGAUGUAGCCGUGUGUUCGGUGAAAAAGAGGGUGAUUUGAAUAUUGUGAGAAAUAAAAAAAGUAUUUGUGGUUAAAAAUAAAAGAACACGGCAUUGUGUACUAAAUAUUUCGACUGCAUUGAAACACAUUGGUGUUCUUGUUUGAUUCGGCUUCAUAUAAUCGGCAGCAUGCUGAUUAAUUGCCCAAUCAUUCGAUGGUUUCCAAUUGCAAAAGCCAUUUUACCGUAGACAAAGUAUUUGUCCAUAUUUACCCAUUGAUAAAUGGAUGAUAAAACUUAGCGCCAUUUUUCUCCCCAUUUCAAUGAUGAGUAUGAAUGAAACUGAACCAACCGACCAGAACUAAAGCAAGAAGAAGAAGAAGAACACAAGUGAAAGGGAAACAAAUCGAAAAUGACAGCACUUUGUGCGGUUUUAUACAUCAAAUCGAAAUCAUUACCGUCGCUAUCGAUUGCUAACAUUCAGUUUCGGUGAACUCGUUGAAACAUUUUGAUAUUGUCGUACUACAUGACUGUGUGUGAAUUCGGCUCAAUUCAGUGACAAUUUUACUGUUUCGGUGUUCAGAAGCAUUUCAUUGGGUGAUCUUAGUAGAGAGUGGAAAUGUCGUGGCUGUCGGAUCAUUUGUUUGGGGUACCAAAGCCGAGGGAAGCAGCCGCCAUUGGGCUUGCAUCGCCAACUGUUGAUGAGGCUCCAGCACCUACUCCAGACAAUCCAGUUGUUGUUGCUGCUGCUACUACUGCUCCAGCUUCGGGUGAAAUUCAAAAUUACACAGUCACAACGAGCAAUACAUUGGCCAGCGAUGAGCCAAACGCAUAUGAGACCCGAGAAGUUGCGGCAGAAUGGCAAGUACCGGUCCGUGGAAAACUUCACAAAAUUGAAUUUGAACAUGGCACAACCAGCGGACGACGCAUUCUUUGGAUUGAUGAAAAGGAGAUUUUUCGCCGUGACUGGAUGUUCAAAUUAGUGGGUGAUGAUGUGUUCGAGUUGGAUGAACUGCGAUGCGUCCUUCGAGUCGAUCCAGCGCCUGGUUUCAAGUACAAAUACUCACUAUUCGUAGAUGGAAAACCGUUGGAUCAGUUCAAACAACGGCAAGCGAAAGCUCUACGAAUUUGGGAGGCUACAAUCAAUGAGACUAAUUAUCGUGUCGUUUUAGAAAAAGACACAUUAAACAUAUUUUUGAAUGGGACAUUGCGUGAAGAAGAGGGUGAAUUCAUGGAUAACGGAACUGAAACUAAAUGGGAAGAGGAUGGCAAUGUAUUUAUUUUAAGUGCCCGCAACAGUGGCAAUAAACACGAUGGUCUACUGCACCAGCUAACAAUCAAUGGUGCCGAAAUUCAAUCGUCAAACAUCACCGAGUGAUGCAAUUUAUUUCAUUUUUUGUACUUCUUAAAGUGUUGAAAUUCUCCUUUUUUUCUUUGAAAUAAGUGAUUCUAUUAAAAGUUGUACUUAUGUAUAUGUGUGCCUGCUCAAUUUGUGUAAAUCUACGACAAAUAAACUCUUGCUCAAUACAAUAAA